CUUUUCAUACCCUUAUUACUAAGGUCGAUCUUCUUUUUAAGUUGCUCUCUAAAUUCACUAUUGUUUCCCAAUUUGACUAUUAUCUCUAACUCAAAAACUGUCAAAAUAAACACACAAGUUAUUAGCGAGUGAUUAAUAAGCAGUGAUCACAAUGAACUCUCAAAUGGAUCAUCCAAAAGGUCAUAAUACCACCACUUAUGAGUAUGAUGAUGAUCCUCAUAGACAUGAUCAAAAUGUUGGCAUUCAAAUUGGUCAUAAUGAAGAGCAUCACGGUGAAAAGAAAUCGGUGCUGAAGAAAGUAAAGGCGAAGGCGAAGAAGAUAAAGGAUUCCAUUAAAGAGCACGUUGGACAUGGUCAUGAUCAUGAUCACGACCAGGAUGACGAGGAGGAUGAUGAGAUGGAUAUGGACCCUGAAAUCCACGGCACUCACACUGCUCAACACCUCAUGUCAGGGCAAGAGGGAGCUGCAAGGCGUCAUACGCAUACACGCGAACCACAAUUCGGAACUGCAGGUGAAGGUGCUAGGAGUAAACAAAGUUCUUACCACACAUUUGAUCCUACAACGGCAAGUCAUACUCCUGGACAUGAAGACACCUUAGGUUGGUCGAAGACAGAAGCUGGAAAGUUAGACGAGUACGAUGAGCAUGAGCAACCUUAUGCACCAAAGAACACCCCUGUUGGUACGCUUUUAGGUGGUGGUCAUAGUACUGGAGAUUUGGAUAUGGGGAAGAAGGGACCUCCUGUAAAGCUUGGAACCGUUGUUGGGGGAUCAACGGGCGUGGAGGAAGAUCCUCAGGUUCCGAAAGAUGUAGGGGAAGAUCAUCAUCCGGCUACUUAUCAGGUCAGGGUCAUUGACCCAACAGGCACUGGACAUGAUUCCAAGGCUGGUCAGGGGUUCAUGUCAGGGCUGCAUAGAACUGAAAAAGAGGAGAUGAUUCAAUCCCCGAAAAGCAAGUUUCAAGGCGACUUUCAGACAUUUGAUCCUUCUACUACAAAAUAUAUUCCAGGGCAAGACGAGACCUUGGAUUGGUCUAGAACUGAUACUGGAAGGCUACAUAGGUCAGAAGAACUAACUGAUGCAUCAACAAAUACAGCGAUUGCAGCUCAGGCAGGACAUGAUUCUGCAACUGCUCAUAGCUUCAUGCCUGAGCUGCAUAGAAGUGAAGUCAAUAAAAAAACUGAAAGGGAGGGAGUAAUCCACUCUCCAAGAAGAAAGUUUCAAGGCGACUUUCAGACAUUUGAUCCCUCUACUACAAGUUAUAUUACAGGGCAAGAGGAUACCUUGGGUUGGUCUAGAACUGAUACUGGAAGGCCACAUAGGCCAGAGGAACCGUCCCAUGCAUCAAAGAAUAUACAGAUUGAAGGAUAUGAUUCUACAGCUACUCAGAGCUUCAUGCCAGGGCAACAUAGAAGUUAUUUGGGUGAAAGAAGUGAAAGAGAGGGGGUUCAUCAUUCCCCGAAAAGCAAAUAUCUAGACGACUUUCAUACAUCUGACCGCUCUACUACAAGUCAUGUUUCAGGACAAGAGGAGACCUUGGGUUGGUCUAGAACUGAUACUGGAAGGCUACAUGGUUCAGAAGAACCGUCCAAUGCAUCGAAGAAUUCACCAAUUGCAGCUCAUGCAGGAUACGAUUCCUCAGAUACUUACAUGCCUCAGAGCUUCAUGCCAGGGCAACAUAGAAGUAUACUGGGAGAAAGAACUGCAAUGGAAGGAGGGCUUGAUGACCCUGAAGACAAGCUUCAAGGUGAUCAUGUGACCUUUGUUCACACUACUACAAGUUAUGUUCCAGGACAAGAGGAGACCUUGGAUUGGUUUAGGCCUGAUACCGGAAGGCUAAACGAGUCAGAGGAAUUGUCGAAUGCAUCGAAGAGUAAUCCAGUUUCAGCUCACUCAGGAUAUGAUUCUACAGCUGCUCAAAGCUUCAUGCAAGGCAAUCAAAGAAGAAGUAAAUUGGGUGAAGGCACUGCAAUGGAAGGUAUGACUGAUGCCCCGGGAAGCAAGCUGCAAGGCGAUAGUCUGACUUUUGUUCCUACUACUACAAAUUAUGUUCCGGGUCAAGAAGAGACCUUGGAUUGGUCUAGAACUGAUACUGGAAGGCCAAAUAGGUUAGAAGAAAUGUCCAAUGCAUCAAAGAAUACACCCAUUUCAGCUCAUACAGCUAGAAAUCAUCGGAUGGGUGCUGAUGAAGAGAGAGGCACGGGGAAGUUUGGUGGCCUCCUUGAGAAUUCAGGGGAAAUGUUGGACAAGGAUCUUAAUACUCCUAUAGGUGUAGGGGAAAUACGUGAUGCUGGAAAUUAUGAGACUAAAGUUGGAGGUCCAACAGGCAUGGGUGGUGAAGAAGUAGGUGUUACUCCAAUCCUUCAUCAGUUUGAUAAGAUGAAUGUUCAUGACGAACCACACCAACAUUCAAGACUUGAUGAUGCUCAACUGAACAGAACAAAACAUAGUCCACAAGACGAGAAUGUCUUCACUGGAAGCCAUGAUCAGUUUUUUCCGGAGCCAACCAGUUCUGAGGAUAGUGUAUUUCUUCAAGAUACUGGUCCGGACAGUGAGAAAUCACAUGAAAUUCCAGAACAGAAGCAAGAAAGUUACACCGGAAAGAUAUCAUCUGCAGCUGCAAUGGUUGCUGAUAAAGCAAAGCAAGCCACUAGUUCUGUUACAUCAAAGUUAGGGUACGGUGAUAAUUCUGAUCAACACUCAGCUGAUGCAUCUUCAGGAAUGCAUGAAAAAUCGUUCGAGCCAGUGGGUUAUGAGGAGAAAAUAUCGAAUGUUACAGCUUCUAUCACUGAUAAGGCUGUACAGGCCAAGAAUGCUGUAGCUACUACGCUAGGCUAUGGUGGAAAUCAAGAAGAGCAGCCUCAUGUGAAAGAAGGGGAAUCCAGAGGAGGGGCAUCUGUGUAUGGUAAUGUGGCGACAGUGGCCUUGAAGAUGCAAGAUUCAGGGACGGAACGUGAUGUCCAUCCUGGGCCUAAUACUGAAAUGGAUAAGGGGGUGUCAUUGAAGGAGUAUUUGGCUGAGAAACUGAAGCCCGGAGAAGAAGACAAGGCAUUAUCCGAUGUUAUAACUGAGGCAUUGCCCUUACACAAGCGUAAGGAGGAUGUAAGCAGAGUUGGGGAGGAAGGGAAAGGAGAUAAAGUGACAAUUAUAGGGCGAGUAACGGAGUCAGAAGAGGUGGCACGACAGUUUGGUAGAAGUGAGGAGACAAAUUAUGAUAACGCUGGUACAGGUAUGGCUAGUCCUGGGAAGGGUGUAUUCGACAGGCUCAGAGAUGCUGCCACUUUCUGGUAUCAGAAAGGUACUGAGGUUCCAUCACAGGAUGAUAUGGUAGAAGGUAAUGAAGCAUCUCCUGUAAUUUCUAGCAUGGAAAGUGAGCAGAAAAGAGAAGGGGAUCAGGGCUUCAGUAAUAAUGUGCUUAGAUAUGCUUGCUUCUGUGGGAGAUUUGUGUUUGUAAUCCUCUUUACACAAUAGUUUGCUUUAUGUGGUGGGAUAAAUGGUACUAUACUAGACAUGUACUUGAAUUAGCGACUGCUGUCGCUUGUAAGGAACUGGACAUUUUCCAGAGGUUGUGAAUGUUAUAGAUCUUAUAAUGUCAUGUUGUUUAUAUA
Molecule: messenger RNA, 3606 nt
Organism: Chenopodium quinoa (quinoa)
Lineage: Eukaryota; Viridiplantae; Streptophyta; Magnoliopsida; Caryophyllales; Amaranthaceae
Exons: 10
Coding region: 152-3469 (1105 amino acids)
Biological process (GO): response to abscisic acid; response to stress
Source: RefSeq, a predicted model, not a curated record